This is a messenger RNA of Ooceraea biroi (clonal raider ant), 6114 nucleotides long. RefSeq names its product Plasmanylethanolamine desaturase Kua (gene Kua). Lineage: Eukaryota; Metazoa; Arthropoda; Insecta; Hymenoptera; Formicidae. The record is from RefSeq and is a predicted model, not a curated record. Gene Ontology annotation, molecular function: oxidoreductase activity.
CGUUUCGCUCUCGCGGUUCCUCGGGGCUCUCGAAGAAGACGAGCCGCCCGGGCGCGCACCCGCGCGCUUCUUCCACCGGCUCUCGCUCCCACCAUCUGCCGAUCCGUCUCUCUUUCUGUCAUUCAUACUUUCUCGCGGUCUCUCCUUCCGUCGCUUUCCUCUAUUACGUCCUCGAGACCGCCUUUCGUAAUCGCGGUAGUUGUCGCCCGCUAUCCACCCGGCUACACCCAGCUUUCCGCGAGUCGAGAAGAUCAGCGGCUGUUCUCAGUAGCUUAGAAUACCCCGUGAGGGCCUAACGCUAACUAGGAAGCAACCGGCGAGCGAGCGAGCGGCUGAGCGAGCGUAACGUCUCGCGCGUGUGCAUGCGAUGCAUCGAUGUGCCCGGGUGCGUACGUGUGCGCGUAUCAUCGUGCCGGUACGAGACAAGGCGCUGCCUCAUUCCCGUCGCUGUUAUCGUCGACUCGCCACCGUUCUCUGACCACCCCGUCGGUGACCAACCGUGCGCGGCGACGACGCGGGGACCAACCCUCGCAUGGCUGCCGCAUCGUGCGCGUCGUCGGUCGCUCGUCAUCGUCUAGGAGACGCUACGGAGCCGGCAGCAGCAAGGAGGUACGGCGACGUCGCGAGUGAGAGCGAGUUUCAACCCUGCCCACCAAGUGUUUACAACGUUGCUCGAUGUCUCGUAGAUGCCAGCGAGACUCGGAACGAACGGCGAACGGCGCUAAAUCUUCCUCGGGAUAAUGUGCGGACUGGCAGUUCGUGACUUUGUCGCAUGUGAAGUAAAUGAUAUACCUCAUGCGACGGGAAGGGGACGUGGAAGGAAGCGCGUGAUGUAACGACUGUCCUGAAAUAAUUCAACGUACAAUACGAAAGGAAGUCGUUGCCUUUAUCUACCCUUCUUCGAGCGAUACGGCGGAGUGCCGCGAUGCCAGGAGACCAGCGACUCCUACGAGACACGCCCGAGUUCUGAGGGAGCACGGUGGGAUAUCGCUGAUGCUCGCGUGAAGUCACUGAGCGAGAGAGUCUUCGGCUGAGAAUAUGGAGGACAUAAAGGUGCCGAACCUGGGGCAGGCCGCGUGCUCCAUGGCGACGAACUUCCUGGCGCCGGUGAAGACCGAGCGCCAGAUCUACGAGAACUCGAUGCUCGAGGAUGAUCCCAAUGCCAACUCGGUGGUGCCGACCUCGCAGGAGGACAGGACCGUGCCUAGGUGGGGCCCGAAUCACAAAGGUGCUCAGGAGCUCGCGAAUCUGUAUAGUACUGGAAAGAGAACUCAGGAAUGCAUCUGCGUGGGCAUUUGCAUCACUCUAAUAGCCGUGAACUCGUUGUUCGUGCUUGUUAAAUUGCGACUGGAAAAUUUGAGCUCUAUAGCGAUAGCCGCAUUGUGCGGCAUCAUCACGGCCGACUUUGGCUCCGGCUUGGUUCACUGGGCCGCGGACACCUGGGGAUCCAUUGAGCUUCCGAUCCUAGGAAAGAAUUUUCUAAGACCAUUUCGCGAGCAUCACAUAGAUCCAACCAGCAUAACGAGACACGAUUUCAUAGAGACUAACGGCGAUAAUUUUAUGGUCGCGAUACCGGUCCUAUCGAAGCUCACGUGGGAUUUUCUGACGUUACCCGAGGUAGAGAUGCAGCGUAAGUUUGUUUGGACCUGCUACUGGUUCCUGCUCGCCAUUUUUGUGGCGAUGACUAACCAGAUACAUAAGUGGUCGCAUACGUAUUUCGGACUACCUGGCUGGGUCGUCUGGCUUCAGGAGCACAGGAUCGUCCUGCCGAGGAAGCAUCAUCGAGUGCACCAUGUCGCGCCUCACGAGACUUACUUUUGUAUUACCACGGGCUGGCUGAAUUGGCCCCUGGAGAAACUUCAGUUUUGGUACAUCCUGGAAGUGAUGAUCGAGAGGGUUACCGGUUGUAAGCCCAGAGCGGACGAUCUCAAGUGGGCGCAAAAGCGUUCUUGAGAAUUAAUAAUCGUCCUCCUUUCGCAACUGUACAUUUUACUCGAUCGAGACAUUUAACAUACAGCCAAACAUCGGGGACUGAAGAAACACGAACAUCAAAAUACGAGGUAGAAACUAAGUAAAAACGUUUGUACGGGCAAUAGUAAAAGGGCUCGUACGUGAAAUCCUUAACGAGGCAUCGAGCAUAUGUAUAAAAAGGGAAAAAAAAUAUGUAUAUAUAUAUUUUUUUUCUCUCUUAAAUUAGUACUACGAGGCCUUUUGUGAAGACAGAUAGCGUGUGUAAGGAUAAGUAGCUUACUCGGCGUGCUUUUAAAGUUUACACAUUUUUAAUACAUACGCGCAAUAAUACGUGUACAUAUAUAGAUACAUUACGAGUAAGGGACGGGCGUGAAUCGUGAGGGAUCACGCUUGCGAAAUUGCAAUUUGACAAUUCUGUCGACACCGCUGCAUUGGCAACGUCCUUGUACGUACAAUUGUCGCACAAUCAUCGCGCAUCGAUUGCACAAACUUGUUUUCUAAUCGCGAUCUACACAAUUCGAGGGAAGAGUGGUAUUACAGGCCAUGUACGGAGCGUGAUAAUAUAUAGAGGCUGAAGUAUCUCAUAUUUUCAAACGGUCAAAUACAAUUUUUCUACCGCGUGAUAAACGAACAAAUGAGAAGAAAUUAUAUAUUAACGUACGAUAGGUAUAUUUGUACAUGUGAUUUCUGCAUACACGUGCGUGUACGUGUAAGAUAAAGUGUAUAAACGAAUUUCGAAUCGGGUUUAUUGUAAUUCACAUUUAUUUAUUCACACACGUCGUCUAUGCAGAAUACAUACAUCGUCAACCUUUGAUGAGAAAACGCUUUCUUUACUUUUUUCGCUUGUUUUAUCUUUUACUUAGACGAAACCGAGAACUCCCUGAACCUCCUGAAGUAUUUGACAUUAGUCGACACACUUUUUGUAUACCCCUGGUGAAACUAGCGUUGCCAAUUUCAGGUUCUCGAUAUGCACCUUGAGCACAAUAUCUUAGUCGAGGUCAGCUCUCUUUUCUACGCACGAUACAAUUUAUCUGCACUUGAUGCGUGAUUCUUUUUCCCGUAAUUUGAGAAUUUGCUCAUAAAUUUUAUUCUUGCAAAAUUGGCAAUCUGGUCCCCGGGCUCACGUUCUUUCUAAGAAUACUAAUUUCGCUGCUGAAAGUUGGAGCUAAGAAUUGUACGAUAGUAUGUUAGAUGUGUGCCUCAUGUUUCUGUUCCAUUGUUACGUGUGACGAUCGUGCAGUAAUAAGAUCUUGCUAUGAGGCAUCGACGUCGCACACGUAACGCGCGGUGUGUAUGAGAACGAAUAACGUACCUAGGAAGUUACUCAUAGCUUUAAACGAAUCACGAUAUACAAAUGCGACUGAUGCGGUAGAGCUAGAAUUGCCUAAGAAGCCACGUGGAGAUUGUUGAAGACUAAUAUUUUUACACGAGGAUACGUAUUGAGAUCUCGCAUUAUGCGCGCACGUUUCGUUGCACCUCGCACACUGAUUACACUUCUUAGCUCUCGCAAUGUAUAAUCAAAAAUCUCGAGAUGCUGGAUUAAGAAAGGGAGAGGGCAUAAGUGCAAGUCGCAGGUUCAGGGACCAAAGACAAGACUUAUCGCUCUACGUAGUAAUCAUUCGAACGCUUAGUCUGAUUUUGAUUAAGUAUACUGCAACUUAUUUGUACAUACGUAUAUACGUAGCCAGCCAACAAUUUUGUGUAUAACAACUGCAGUUUUCGAUCACAAUCACGCUUUGCUCUUGGCUGACCGAAGCCAGUUGAUCCCGCGUCCCGCGUACGGUUUUCAGUAUACUUUAUGCAGAAUUCCGCUGUAUAAUCUAUGUUCCUCACAUGCAAGUCAGUAAUAAUGUCUUUUAAACGAAAUAAUAAUUGUAAGAAGUCGCAGUUAGAGUGUAAUUAUCUGUAAUCAUUGUUAUUGUCGUUGUUAUUGUUAUAAAAGGGAGACAAAGUAUAAAUUUUAAAUGACCGUGAUCCGGCAGGAAAACCGAAGAAUCCUGCCAGAUUCUGAGCUUCUUCGUUCUCAUUUACGACGCGGUCAGAACCAUCGCUAACCAUCGUUGUGAGACCAUCAAUUAUGCAGACGCAAGGAGAUAAAUCUAUUUAUAUCGAUAUAUUUAUUUAUUUAUUUAUUUACAUAAUUACGUAAAUUAUAGACAUGGGAUGUGAAAAGAACGGAGAGACUUUUUUGUUUCCUUCUCGAAUCCUUUCGUGCACGAAAUACUUUAAGGAUAAGGUAUAUAUGAUCGAAGUAACUUUCCGAGUGUCUCAACGGAGCCGAACUCGAAUUUUCAAAUUUUCGAAUUCGCUAACUGAGGAGUGUUUAUUAAUCCGACAAGGCCAGACAACGUUGCUGAUCGUGCAAAUACUGGGGACGUUCGUGAUGAGUGUUAUAAACAGUUCUGCGCGCAGCGCAGAUGAGACGAUGAUCGGAAGUUUGAUAAAAAUCUAUCGUAAAAGAUUGGCACGUUUACAUUCCAGAAAUCUGCGUUCGGAUCAGGAGCAGAGGGUCAAAAGACCGGAAGAGUUCAUCGUUCAAUUAGCAACGGUGCUGUACAUAAGCUUAUACGUAUGACGUGCGCUGCUACAACAACCGAACAAAUCUGCUGCUCGCUUGUUCCGACCUGUGACGCUCAAAUAUUAACUGUGUGGUCAACAAUAUUGAAGUGCAAUCUACGAUUCGAGUGCUCAGAUCAAACACUUAAGCCCUGUUAGAAAAAGGGAAGAGAUAAAGAUAAAGAUCUAAAGCAAGCAAAGGUAACUUCAUGCAGCACAGAAGCUUAGCAACGUUGCAGCGACGCUACUGCAAGCUUCUAUGCGGUGUGGGUGUGCACUACUGUAUUGUAAUCUGUUCAUUCAUGCACUGCGACGCGUAUUCUGUGUAAAGAACGAACUGCGUUUCGCUUAGGCAUAGCUCUCGUAAGAUAAGAACAAAGAUAAGACGGAGCGUAAGUAGAAUAAUUAGAUAAUGCGCCGAAAAAAUGAGAGGGAGGAAUGUAUUGAAUGUAAUAUAAGGAAUUUGUAUAGUUAUAAGCAACCAGUGCAGUAGUGCGGUAAUAUUAAGUCCAGGCGAGCAACGGUACGUCUGAUCUUGGAAUUUUUAAUGCGUAGUGGCGAAGCGCGUAAAAUGUGAAAGAGAGGCGGCAGGCAAGUCCGUAUGUAUUCUAAAUAUUUUGUAUAUCCGAGGAUCUUUAUAUGUUACCGCGCGCGCGCGCGAUACGACGCAUAUGUAGAGAAUAAUCGAAGGAAAAAAAUGCCAAGAAAUGAAGCCAUACUGCUAUUUUCAUACGAUCAUUAUCGUGCUCCUCGCAGUCGCAUUAUACUGCUUGCUCCAGGAAGCUUAUGCUCAAUGCGCUUCAGCACUUGACGUUCUUCGCUUAGUCCACGCUUCGUCUUUUAUGUUGUAGGUAAUUGAAAAUCGUUUCCUGUCAAAAAAAAGUGAGACAUAUUCAAUGAUCUCGGCACGUGGAAGCUCCAGAGGUUUCAAUGUAUAUAAUAUUAUUGAUCUCUCACAUGAUCCGAGCUUUCCUUUCUUCAUGUUAUUGAAAUUAGAAACACGUACAAGCGUUUCAUCAGAGUCUCGGCACGUGGAAGCUCCAAAGGUUUCAAUGUAUAUAAUAUUAUUGAUCUCUCACAUGAUCCGAGCUUUCCUUUCUUCAUGUUAUUGAAAUUAGAAACACGUACACGCGUUUCGUCAGAGUCUCGGCACAAUUAUGUAGACGAUAAGAGCCUGAUUAUAGCCUGGAGCGCAAUCUUCAUGCACUUGCUGCUGCUGCUGAAAGUACAAAGAGAGUAAAAGACGAGCUGAUCGCUUCUGGCUUGUGCGUAUCGCGACAUACCUUCUAUUCAUGUAACGUUCUGCAUGUGUUACCUAUGCGCGUAUGUAUCCUUUUAUAACAACUAACACACAUGCUGUGAUCAACGUGAAAUAAUAAUGACAUAACGACACUACUGUGAUGCACAAAUGUGACCAUGAAUUUCUGAAUUAUAAACGUCGACCAUUUUAGUACUGGGACAUAUGUAUUGUACAAUAAUCGUGUGACGAACCGGGAAGCGCGAGGACAGUGCGUCGCAUAGGAAACGAGUGCAUAGUGAAGAAUAAACUGAAGACAUAAAUGUAAAUCAAUAAAUACGCGGACUGCC